UAGCUCUGAAUACAAUUAUACAUUGGAAAGGCGCAGCAUCUCAUGUGACGUCAUUGUUUGUUUAAGAUAAGAAUUUUCUGUGCCGAAUUCGCCGAGCCGAACCCACCCAGUUCGGAAAUCCGACAACGCCUCACGACGACGAGGGCGUGGGCAUUGACAUCGUCAACGACCUCAAGCAUUAUUGUGUGGACUUUUCCCAUACUACCCUCUGAUUCCAACGCAACACUCUCCAUGACAUGCCCCGUUCUCAACCACCGGUGCCAUCCACUCUCAGGAAUCGCAACCGGAUUACGAACAAGAGCCGUCUCAGAAUUCACAUUGGAAAUGUCGAGGCCGAUCCGAUUAUCCCUGAUGAGGACGACGAGAAGCACCGUAUGCUCCAGAGCGUUGCAGGUGUCGACCAGGAGGAUGCGAAUGAACACCACUUGCAACAAGUCCUCAGUGAGGCAGCAUUGCGCAACCAGCACUCUGUGCGGCCCGCUCGGGGCGCAUCUGAUAAGACCGCGAGCUCCGUCGCAUAUAUUCCGACCCCCGACUCCACUGGAGUCGUCGAUAAUUACGAGACUCUUUAUCCUGCUAAUAAAUGGAGGGAUCCAGCCUCGUAUGUGUUCUCCUCGGAAACUGUUGAGGAGAAGUGUCAGAUCGGACUUGCCCAUGGAUGCACCUACUACAUGGAUGAACGGGACAAAGAGUGGCUGGACAAGAACAAUGAGGAAGCCAGAGGUGAAGGAACUAGUACCCAAGCAUCACUUUCAGCCAGUACGAGGACGUCGGCGCGAAGUGCCAAGAGCAAGGGUAAGGAACCUGAUACUGCAACUCCGGUUCAGGUUGGAGAGGAACACUUCGAGUUGGUGAUGGGAUUGUUCGAGCUGAUUACGCAUGAGGAAACAGAGUAUUUGCAUCAUAGUCUGAAAGAGGGCAUGACUUUUCCGGAGUUUUCGAACUAUCACGAUACCUUCGCGAACACCCUUCCGGAUUCCCUGUUCGCCCGAUAUUUUGUCCCUCGGGGAAUCCCCCCUCCUCUGCAAUUGCUACGCAUGGCUCGUUUGAUAUAUCCGUAUUGGAAGGAGCGCAGAAUUGAACGAGGUGGUCAACGGAUUAUACCUCAGCUUAAUGGUGAUGAGUCGGAUAUUUUGAAUGAAUCCUACAUUUGCUUCCGUCGGCGAGAAGCGAAGGCCAUCCGCAAAACUCGCGCUUCGCAAGUAAAUUCCUCUGACAGGCUGAAUGCUCUGAACAAACAACUUUCUGAACCCUUGGAAAUUUCGAAGGAUAUCAUCAGACGAGAGUGUACCAAAUGCGAAUUGGGGCGGCUUGGGUUGAACGUUUGGCAACGCCGUAUUGCAAUUGUUGAUCUCAAACGUAGAAAUCCUUCUCUUGCUGGUGAUACUUCGAAUGAGGAGCUCCUAGUCGACAAAGAACCUCCUGCGAAGAAACCAGACCUCCGCGCACGUAUACCAGUCAAGCCAGAGGUUAUUAUACCCUCACCUGCUAUUCGCACGGAACCGUCCAUUCGUCCAAAAGAGAGAUGUGCUGCAAUACACGCGAAAGUCGAGAACGCCUUGCAGAAACGAAAGGAAAAAGAUCAUCAAUGGGAGGACACUAUCGAUAACUCCUAUGUUCCAUCAUUUGUGUCUUUUCCUUCUCGAGUCUUCAAGCAUGUGGGACCUUCCGAUGCCCCUAAGUGGCCAGCAGUGUCAUUAUCAUCAACUCUGGAUUCAAGCCCUGCUUCAACGCGACUACGACAACCAAGACCAGUUCGUCUACGUAUCGGGCGAGGCGGUCGUAUGCAUCUAGAUCGACGAGGUACACUUUCUGGGUUGGUAACUCGGCGGGAAAGUCCUACCGACCCGGAUGGUAUGGAUGUCGACGUAGACACCGAGCAGACGAAGCGAUUGCAAGAACGUUGGCGCUUCGACUCCGAUGACGCACCAUCGAUUGGCAUUUCAAAUUCUGAAGAGCAGGAUCGACAACUCGUCGACGACUACGGUCUCAAAUAUAUCCGGCAUUCUGUUCACCUUCUGGCUGACGUAGACCAGAGUCUUUUGACGGACCCUUCCAUAACUAAAUACAACUCUGAUGGUCGUAAAGAGGUCGUCAUUCCUUUCAAGCUGGGUCUUGCCAAUGCCAUCGUUAGACGCGACAUGGGCCCCAGACCUGGACCACAGCCAAUGAUUUCCCACGCUGCCCAGCAAGCGCAAGUAGCCGCACAGCAGGGUACGAUAAUGCCCAUGCCAAACGGUUCCCCCAUAUCCUCCCAGCAACAGGUUAAGAUGUCGAGCGCUGGUCUAAGCCACAUGCGCAUAUCUUCUAGUGGCAUGCGCGUAGGGCCGGUGAUUCCUAAUGGGAUGCACAGUGCCUCGCCUCCAUUAUCCUCGCCCUCUUCCGCCCUACAACUUUCUCCUCCCCUCAGUGGUAUAAAUGGUGUCGCCCGCGCCGCUAUAAAUAUGCCACACCUUGAUGCUGUCAAGAUCGAAUCUGGAUAUUCUAUACCGAACGGUGCAGUGGCUAUUCCGCAAUCAUCUCCGUCUCCACAUUUGCAGGAAGCUGUUCCUCAUGUGCAAGAGGUCAAUAUCAAUGGUCAAGGUAACUUGGCUAAGUUACAGGAGCCGCUUCAUAUCCUACAUCCUGGAUACCAUAUUAAUGGCUUCCAAGGAUCCCCCCUUUCGAAUCAUGCGCAGUACAUGAACGUCCAGAGUGGACUGAGUGCCCAACAAAUGCAAAAUCUGAAAUCGGUGUUCGCAGCCCCUGGUAACCAGGAUAUGACGGCUAUUCAGAUCAAUGGCGUGCGUCCUAUUCCUAGUCCAUAUAUGCACGUUGUACCACAGAACGUGAACUACAAUCCAGCUAACAUCAGUAACAUGAAGCUUCCGGCGGUGCGCCAACAGAUACAGUGGUCGCACGGAGUCAAUGGCUCUCCGAUGCUAAGGCCAACGGCUGUGGCUAAUGGAUUGGACGUCACAAUGAUCAGUGGGUCCCUCUCGCCGAAUCUGGCACAUGUUACACCAGCGUCGGCGAAUGGAACGAGGAUGGCCUUGUCGCGAAACAUGUUGUCACCCCAUGUUCAGCAUAGCAGCCCCUCACCCAUACCCUCGAUUUCACAAUCACAAUCUCCGCCUCGCCUACCCUCGACGCCAACGAUGGCAACGGCACAGCCUGUGGGGGCAACACAAGGCAGUUAUUGAUGUUUUCUUCUGCGUUUUCUCGGGUUCUCAUGUACAGCUAAUAUAUCUCUUUCUCUCUUGUACUCUUGGUCGGCACGUUUGUUUUGUUCUUAUAAUGACAUAAAUUACUUCCUCUCCUCGCGUCGUGUAUUUUAUUAGAGAUUUAUCAUUCAUUCUCUCGAUGAGCAGAGGUCAAAACUCCAGUUUCCGUAUGCAGUUUCG
Messenger RNA from Guyanagaster necrorhizus, 3383 nucleotides. RefSeq lists its product as uncharacterized. The coding region runs from base 237 to 3182 and encodes 981 amino acids. Lineage: Eukaryota; Fungi; Basidiomycota; Agaricomycetes; Agaricales; Physalacriaceae. Gene Ontology annotation, biological process: regulation of transcription by RNA polymerase II. The transcript has 7 exons. Gene Ontology annotation, cellular component: NuA4 histone acetyltransferase complex. The record is from RefSeq and is a predicted model, not a curated record.